Molecule: messenger RNA, 588 nt
Organism: Venturia canescens
Lineage: Eukaryota; Metazoa; Arthropoda; Insecta; Hymenoptera; Ichneumonidae
Exons: 4
Coding region: 94-459 (121 amino acids)
Source: RefSeq, a predicted model, not a curated record
ACUCGAUGACAUUCCUGCGAACGGCAAAGGUUCACAACAAGCAGCCAAAGAACAUUUUUCAAAUAUUGAUUUGUGAGACGAGGCGGGAAAAAUAUGCCGCUCAAGUGCGGUACGGGCGAGUUGCGUAGAUGGCGUAAGGUGCGAGUCGAAGGAAGAAUAUUCAAGAGGAGGAGUCGAAGAAGAAAAAUUAACUCGAGGGGGGCUCGUCGGAGCGAAUCGUUUAUUCGCACUCUUUUGGAAAAGCGCUCAUCUGAAAAAACGUUCAAACUGUGCGAGACCGUAGACGCCGGGUUCGCUCAUGACGCGCAUCACGCAACACGCAACGGAAAGAAGAAACCAAGUCCAAGGCGAUGCACGAGUUCGCGCAGCCGAGUACAUUCCAAGGAGGAGAUGAGAAACAUCAGGCGAAAUUAUUAUCGCGAUGGACAGACGAAUCGGAUUUGGGUCAUCGAUUUCUGAUGUCAGAGAUCGGUGUGUAGGUGCUCUGUGUCGAGAAUUGCGGGGUGCGAGGGUAAUGAGGUCAAGUAUGCCAGGAACAGGGACAAUCUCUCAUGCGCGAUGCUUUUAAUAUCGAACGUCCAGUACGGU